This is a messenger RNA of Pezoporus flaviventris, 2386 nucleotides long. RefSeq names its product ectonucleoside triphosphate diphosphohydrolase 2 (gene ENTPD2). Gene Ontology annotation, cellular component: plasma membrane. Gene Ontology annotation, biological process: nucleoside diphosphate catabolic process. Gene Ontology annotation, molecular function: UDP phosphatase activity; GDP phosphatase activity. The record is from RefSeq and is a predicted model, not a curated record. Lineage: Eukaryota; Metazoa; Chordata; Aves; Psittaciformes; Psittacidae. The transcript has 9 exons. Bases 188 to 1678 code for a protein of 496 amino acids.
GGGGCGGGGUUGCGGGACGGAGACGGCCCCGGUGUCGGGGCAGCCGCGGGACCCGCAGCCCGGUGACCCGCCGGGGGGGGGCCGCGGCGGCGGUGACUCAGCCGGGAGAGGCGGGCGAGGAGGAGGAGGAGCAGCAGCAGCAGCAGGAGCCGCCGCAGCCACCGAGGAGCCGCUCACCUGCCCCGCCAUGGCCCGCAGGGUAGCCGCCGUCCUGCUGCUGCUCGCCCUCGGCUGCCUCCUGGGCAUCCUCCUUCUCUGCCUCGGGUCCGGGGACACGCGGGGCCCGCCGGGCUUCAAGUAUGGCAUCGUGCUGGACGCCGGGUCCUCCCACACGGCCAUGUUCGUCUACAAGUGGCCUGCAGACAAGGAGAACGACACCGGGGUGGUCAGCGAGCACAGCAUGUGCGACGUGGAGGGUCCCGGCAUCUCCAGCUACAGCUCCAGGCCUCCAGCUGCCGGGACAAGCUUGGUGCAAUGCCUGAACCAGGCUCUGAGAGAUGUGCCCAAGGAGAAGCACGUGGGCACCCCGCUCUACCUGGGUGCCACAGCCGGCAUGCGCCUGCUCCACAUCUCAAGCCAGCAGGCCUCGGACGCCGUCCUCGGUGCUGUGGCGACCACACUGAAGUCGUACCCCUUUGAUUUCCGGGGCUCAAAGAUCUUGUCUGGGGAGGAAGAAGGGGUCUUCGGCUGGGUCACCGCAAACUACCUCCUGGAGAACUUCAUCAAGCGUGGAUGGCUUGGAGAAUGGAUCCAGCCCCAGAAGAAGACCCUGGGGGCGAUGGACUUUGGGGGCGCUUCCACACAGAUCACCUUUGAAACCAGGGACACCAUUGAAGACCCCAGAAACGAGGUGAUGCUGAAGCUGUACGGCCAGACGUACAAAGUGUACACUCACAGUUUCCUCUGCUAUGGAAGGGACCAGGUCCUCAAGAGGCUGCUCUCAAAGCUCCUCCAGGCUGAGAGAUACCAAGCCACUGUUUCACAUCCCUGCUGGCCCACGGGCUACCACAAGAGCCUAUCGCUGAGCAGUGUCUAUGACAGCCCCUGCACAGAGAAGGAGAAGCCAAGCCUUGCCCUUGACACCACCAUCACUGUGGUCGGCACUGGGAAUGGGAGCCUCUGUGCUCUGCACGUCAACAAGCUCUUCGACUUCACCUCCUGCUCCUUCUCCCGCUGUUCCUUUGAUGGCAUUUUCCAGCCAGAGGUUUCAGGAAACUUCAUUGCCUUCUCUGCCUUCUUCUACACGGUGGACUUCAUCCAGACAGUGAUGGGGAGGCCUGUGCGCUUGCCCAGUGACCUGAAGGACGCUGCUGAGAUGAUCUGUGCCACCAACUGGAGCGAGCUGCUCCAGAAAGCCCCCAAGCUGGAGAAAAGGCUGCCAGAUUACUGCGCCGUCACCAUGUUUGUUUAUUUGCUCACCACCAAAGGCUACAACUUCAACAACCAUUCCUUCCCCAACAUCGCCUUCCAGAAAAAGGCAGGAGAUACCUCCAUCGGCUGGGCCCUGGGCUACAUGCUGAACCUCACCAACAUGAUCCCAGCAGAGAAGCCCUCUUCCCACAAAAGCAUGCUGUACAACUACUGGGUCAUCCUCAUCCUGCUCUUUGUGGUCACCACCCUGACAUCUCUGGUGACCGCUGUCUGCCUGCUCCGGCGCAGCAAGUCUGGCACAAUCUAAUGGCCUUGUCAGGGAGCCUUGUCUGCAGGGCCCUGCACCGUCCUUCCUGCUGGAGUCUCCAUGGCCUGAACACUUGGAAUGCAGCAAGUGCUCAGAGAUGUCAUCUUCCCAUGCCUGAUGUUGCCUGUCCCAGAAGGAAAGCUGCCCCUUCAUGCCCUCCCCUUGCUUUCAAGCUGCAGAAAGGGAGGGACAGAAAAGGACUGCUGGCCUGGCAGGACAACAGCUUAAGGGCUUCCCAGUGCUACUCAGGGACGGACCCCAGAGCAGACUCGGGAUUUGGACAUUCAGACCUGGGGCAUCUUUCUGCCACCAGACCUGGGCUGAACUGGGUCAGCAAGUCACAAUAGUAGGAUUUAUUUUCAUGUACAUGGCAUGGGUGGGGAACAUUUACACUAGUCCUUAUAGCUGACCUCUCUAGCCUGUCCCUGAAGCACAAACCCUGCCUCCUGGGAGCUCUGGGCAUCAGCCAGAGCCCAUGCUGUCUUUCUGGAUGACACACAAAUCCCACUGACCUUUCUGAGGGUCAGAUCUUCGCCUAGACUUUCACUGGUCUCAGCACAUGGGCUUUGGACAGCGGCUUAGCAACAACCAGACAUGGGGAGCAGGCAGCUUCCCAGGUCCCACUUCAGUAACUUCAUGGUGCCUUCCCCAUUCCUGUGGUUCCUAACCCAGAUUCGCCUCUGGCCAUAGCCAGAGCCUCCUCCAUUC